AGAAUGCGGCGCUCAGGAGCUCCCAGCCAGCUUUUGGGUAAUGCAAUGAAAAAGCCAAGAUUUGUGCCACCUGGAGCAUCAACUUCAUGUCUUGCGGCAGAAUUCAAGCCUCUGACCCCUAAACUGGGUUUAGGCAAUGCACUGGAUAAGGUCCACAGAAGUCUUGCAGCUCCAGCUGUGAGUACGACACCAUGUACCGUCCAGCCCAAAGCUGCCCAAACUGCUCCAGCCUUGUCCAGGGCUCUGGCUCGUGUUCUCAGUGCAACAGAGAGCAAAGAAAACGAGACAGAACACGAAAACCCUGACUCGGGAGACUGUGCAGAAGACAAGAAAGAAGCAGAGGUGACUCCCAGGUCUCCUGAAACCCCUCGGCCUCCUGCAGGCUCAGACGGCGGCUGCAGUCAGGAUGGAGUGCGGUACCUCAGCGUGGUCUGGUGUAAGGCCAGCAAGAAGAAACACAAGCGCUGGGAGGGCGACGCGGUGCUGAUUACUAGAGGACGCAGCGUCACACUUAAGGACAUGGAGGGGAAGGAUAUUGGAAAGGGUAGCGGCUACAAGGUGUCACAGCUGGCGUCGCUGUCUGAAGGAGAGACCCUGAUGAUCGGCGGGAAGGAGGUGGAGGUGAUGGGAGUCAUUUCUGCAGAGGACUUCGCCAAAGGCCGCUGUUUCCAGGAGGUUCAAACGGAGCAGGUGGAGUCGCACGCAAAGUCUGCUCCACCUCCACCCCGUCGCUUUGCAUCCAAACCUUUCUGUCCUCCUACGAUGGUGGGCCGAGCGGAGCAGCCAGAGAGGAAGCCAGAGGAGGAACAGACCUGCAGGCCUCGCCAUGACCCCCUAGCUCCAGGUGCCCUGGUGAUGCCUCGCCCCUCGUCCAACCACCAGUGGUCUAACAACAAGUUGGGGCUUCCUGUGGUGGAUGUUGUGGUGGAUCCACACCUGACCGCUCACCUGCGACCUCACCAGAGGGACGGCCUGCUCUUCCUCUACGAGUGUGUCAUGGGCAUGAGAGCUGUGGGUCGGCACGGUGCCAUCCUGGCUGAUGAAAUGGGUCUGGGAAAGACGCUGCAGAGCGUUGCGUUGUCCUGGACGCUGCUGAAGCAGGGCCCUUAUGGCGGGAGGCCGGUGGCCAAGCGAGUCCUCGUGGUGACGCCCGGCAGCCUGGUGCAGAACUGGAAGGCAGAGUUUAACAAGUGGCUGGGCCGGGAGAGGAUCAGCGUCUUCACCGUGGACCAGGACCACAGGAUCGAGCAGUUCGUGUUGUCUCCUCUGCACAGCGUCCUCGUCAUCAGCUAUGAAAUGCUGCUGCGCUGCCUCGAGCAGGUACAGAAGGUAGAGUUUGGUCUUGUCAUUUGCGACGAGGGUCACAGGUUAAAGAACAGUAGCAUCAAAACGUCUUCAGCGCUCAGCAGCCUCAGCUGUAACCAUAGAGUCAUAUUAACAGGCACGCCGGUACAGAACGACCUGCAGGAGUUCUACGCAAUUAUAGAGUUUGUUAAUCCGGGGAUUCUUGGGUCGUCCACUGGUUAUAGGAAAGUGUACGAGGAACCGAUCCUUCGCUCCAGACAGCCGUCCUGCACAGAGGACGAGAGAGUUUUGGGCGAAGAGCGAGCGUCUGAACUCUCCCGUCUGACCGGCAUGUUCAUCCUGAGGCGGACGCAGGAGAUCAUCAACCGAUACCUGCCUCCUCGCCUCGACUGGACGCUGUUCUGCGAGCCGUCGCCUCUGCAGCGAGAGCUUUACCUGCAGCUGCUCAGCCACCGGGUGUUCAGAGCCUGCCUUCAGGCCUCCACCCAGACCCACACUCACCUGGCCUGCAUCACCGCGCUGAAGAAGCUCUGCAACCACCCCGGCCUGCUGCACUGCACUGUCAAGGAGAGAACUGAUCGCGGUUCUCUGGAGAGUUCUUUAUACGAGGGCCUGGGAGAGCUCUUCCCAGAAUCUUAUUCUUCAGGAGGAUUCGAUGCUGCUGAUUCUGGAAAGCUGCUGGUUCUGUCAGACCUGCUGACUGCUAUCAGACAACUGAGCCCUUCAGACAGGGUCGUGGUGGUGUCGAACUACACUCAGACGCUCGACUUGCUGCAGGACGUGUGCGUACGCUCGGGCUACACCUUCUGCCGACUGGACGGACACACGCCUACGAACCAGAGGCAACGGCUGGUCGACGGUUUCAACAGUCCCUAUUCUCAGAACUUCCUCUUUCUGCUGAGCUCUAAAGCAGGCGGCGUCGGACUCAAUCUGAUCGGCGCUUCCCACCUGGUGCUGUACGACAUCGACUGGAACCCCGCCAACGACAUUCAGGCCAUGGCCCGAGUGUGGAGAGAUGGUCAGAAGAAGACCGUGCACAUCUACCGGCUUCUCACUGCAGGCACCAUUGAGGAGCGUAUAUUUCAGAGACAGGUGUCCAAACAGGGGCUCUCUGGGACUGUGGUUGACCUGGGCAAAGGGUCGGAGCACACGAGUUUCUCCACCAGCGAGCUGCGAGAUCUCUUCAGCCUGACGGACACGCCGUCGCUGACCCACGACCUGCUGAACUGUGGCUGCAGCAUGGACGGCUCCAUCAACGUCGUCGUGGCGGACGAGGAGGAGGCUCCUGAUAGGCCGUGCCAGCUCGGUCGUCAGGGCGACCGGGGCCGUGCGACGCAGAAGCACCUCAGCAUGUCGGAGCUUACGCAGUGGCGGCAUUUCUCAGGCGACACGCACACCUUCUCAGACGCGUACCUCGAUCACGCCCGAAGCCACAUCACCUUCGCCUUCCAGACCACCGUCUCCCACGCAGCUCAGUAAACAGUAAACACCCGGCUGCUCCACUCGCGCUCAUGUAUCUUCUCCCACAUGUUUGUCUCCGGGGCUCUCUGGGCUUUGUCAGCCCAGAUACGACGUGUGACUAAACCCUCGACAACUGCCAACAACAACAACAACAACAGCAGCACAGUUUCCAGCGGUUUUAAAUUGCAGUGUUUAUGAGAUUCUUCAUGUUGUCUGUCUGUGUUCUCUUUAUUUAUUCAAAGCAAUUUGCUGCAAAAGUUCAUGAAAUAAAUGAAACCCAA
Molecule: messenger RNA, 3047 nt
Organism: Stegastes partitus (bicolor damselfish)
Lineage: Eukaryota; Metazoa; Chordata; Actinopteri; Pomacentridae
Product: DNA repair and recombination protein RAD54B-like
Exons: 15
Coding region: 4-2784 (926 amino acids)
Biological process (GO): double-strand break repair via homologous recombination; reciprocal meiotic recombination
Cellular component (GO): nucleus
Molecular function (GO): ATP binding; DNA translocase activity
Source: RefSeq, a predicted model, not a curated record